GACAGAAGAAGGAAAGUCUUUGGUCGGAAAACACAAGACCAAAUCAAAACUCUCUAUAUCUUCUGUGUUCUGUUUUUUUUUUUCUUCAGGGGUUUUCUAAUCUUAUUCUAGACUCGCAUCGAUCAUGGCGACUGAUGAAACGAUACUCAAUCACCUGAAAGUGGAGAUCCCAGUAGACGAGGAAUCUCUUCUUCUGAACCCAGACUCGAGCGUCGGUCUCGUCAUCAUUGACGUGGUCAACGGCUUCUGCACCGUUGGCUCCGGAAACAUGGCUCCAACAAAGCCCAGCGAACAGAUAUCGAAGAUGGUUGAGGAAUCUGCAAGGCUCGCAAGAGAGUUCUGCGAUCGUAAAUGGCCCGUCUUUGCGUUUCUCGACACUCAUCAUCCUGAUGUUCCGGAGAUCCCUUACCCUCCUCAUUGUAUUAUAGGAACUCAAGAAGCAGAGCUUGUCCCUGCUCUACAGUGGCUUGAAAGUGACGUUGGUGUCACUCUUAUGAGGAAGGAUUGCAUUAAUGGGUUUGUGGGUUCGAUGGAGAAAGACGGUUCUAAUAAGUUUGUGGAUUGGGUUAAGGAGAAACAGAUCAAAGUUAUUGUGGUUGUAGGUAUCUGCACAGACAUAUGUGUGUUUGAUUUUGUGGCUACUGUACUCUCUGCUCGAAACCACAGUGUUCUUCCUCCUCUGGAAGAUGUGAUAGUGUACUCACGUGGAUGCGCCACUUAUGACCUUCCUCUUAAUGUCGCAAAAAACAUUAAAGGCGCUCAGCCUCAUCCCCAGGAGAUGAUGCACCAUGUAGGUCUAUACAUGGCUAAAGGAAGAGGAGCUAAGGUAGUCUCUGAAGUUUCUUUUGAUCCUUGAAAGACUAAAACUUAUAUCAUUCUUGAUUUCGAUUGAUUCAGUCGAUUGUUGAGUUUGCCUUUUUAUGUUGUAAAUUGUUCAUGAAAGCUUGUUUGCUGAAGAUCAACUUAUAUGUAUUUGAAUUCUCAUUUGUCUAAAUGAAAUGUUUUAGUAUGA
Raphanus sativus (radish) is the source of this 1012-nucleotide messenger RNA. Its product is annotated as nicotinamidase 1. The transcript is spliced from 5 exons. The record is from RefSeq and is a predicted model, not a curated record. Bases 125 to 856 code for a protein of 243 amino acids. Gene Ontology annotation, molecular function: nicotinamidase activity. NCBI's taxonomy places the organism in Eukaryota, Viridiplantae, Streptophyta, Magnoliopsida, Brassicales, Brassicaceae. Gene Ontology annotation, biological process: pyridine nucleotide salvage.